Penicillium macrosclerotiorum is the source of this 1407-nucleotide messenger RNA. Its product is annotated as cation efflux family protein family. Gene Ontology annotation, biological process: transmembrane transport; intracellular zinc ion homeostasis; zinc ion transport. Gene Ontology annotation, cellular component: Golgi apparatus; membrane. Gene Ontology annotation, molecular function: zinc ion transmembrane transporter activity. NCBI's taxonomy places the organism in Eukaryota, Fungi, Ascomycota, Eurotiomycetes, Eurotiales, Aspergillaceae. The record is from RefSeq and is a predicted model, not a curated record. The coding region runs from base 1 to 1407 and encodes 468 amino acids. The transcript is spliced from 2 exons.
AUGGCCACGGUGAUGGCUAUGAACUUCCCACUCCCUGUCCCACCGCGAACACCAACUCCACCACCGGACGAAGGCAUGGCUCAACACGCCUCACCGGUCAAGAUCGGAGUUUCUAUCGAUCGUGAUGCAUUGUCGCCACUACGAGAUACAUUCCCGAAGAGCGCUUCCCUGGAUGCGGGAAGCCAGGAUUUUCUGAGCCCAACUGCCCCUUCUUUCCCAAGUCCUGUGCCUGUGGACCAUGCGUCGCCGACGCAUCAUGUUGCAAGCGACUCGACCCCGGCGGGGCCCUUCAAUUUCAACACUACUGUUAUGGCCAAAAGUCCGGUGAUCAAAUCGAACAUUGGACAACGUCGCGGUCACAAAUAUAAACACAGCAGUAUCUCCCAUCAGAUCUUUCUUGAACCUCCCCCACGCGCGCCACUCGCUCUUCCCAAUUCACUCCCGAUACCCACGCUGAAGGAAUACCGCACUAGUAUGUCGAAAGACCAGAAAACACGCUUUUGGUGGAGUGUGUGCCAUAUGUUCGUGGCUGCUUAUACCCUUUGGACCGCACACGGAUCACUGGCGAUGACUGCGCUAUCCCACUUGAUUCUCUUUGACUCACUUGGAGCCCUUCUUUGUGUGGCCGUCGACGUUCUUGGGAAUUUUGAAGUAUGGAAGAGAUCGAGCAUCCGCCAUCCGUUUGGCCUGGAGCGAGCAGAAGUGCUUGCUGGCUUUGCAAUGUGUGUACUUCUGCUGUUUAUGGGCCUUGAUUUGAUUUCUCAUAAUCUUCAACAUUUCCUGGAGAAGUCCGGUCAUGAGCCGCAUCAUUCGCAUGACCAUGACAGAGUCUCUGUUGGCGAUGUGGAUGUCACCGCUCUUUUGGCCAUCGUCUCGACCCUUGUUUCUGCAAUUGGACUGAAAAACCAUGCGCGGAUUGGCAAGGCCAUGCACUUUGCCUACAUCGAGUCCCUUCCAUCAGUACUGAGCAACCCUUCUCAUUUCCUGACUCUUUCGUGCUCGGUUCUGCUGCUCCUGCUGCCUUUGGUAUCUAUUCGAAUCUAUGACUGGCUUGAUAAGCUCCUUUCGGGCACCAUUGCCUUGUCGAUGUGCGUUUUGGGCGUCCGCCUUGUGAAAGCUUUGGGGUCUAUGCUCCUGAUGUCAUACUCUGGCCAAGGUGUGUCCGAGGUCAUCAAGGAUAUCGAAGCAGACCCCAGUGUGUUCGGAGUGGAUGAUGCUCGAUUCUGGCAAGUUCACUACGGGCUGUGCAUGGCCAACUUGAAGGUGCGUGUGAGUGGCACUGAAGACAAUCUCUCUCGAUUGCGAGAGAGGAUCUCCAGCCUGAUUCGUAACCGACUUGGCGGGGGUUAUGGCACUGGCGGGCAGAGGUGGGAGGUCUCACUUCAAUUUACUAUUGAACGGACAUAG